UCGAAGAUGCCAAUUAACCAGAUUCUGCUGAGUUUGCUAUGGCUGUCAACAAUGGUUGACUACGGCAACCUACAAAGAUCACAUAACCGUUUGCCAUCUCAAUGGUACAAUAUCUGCAAGGCAAAGCCCGGGUUGUCAUGCCUCGGUUCGACGACAGACACACGAGUUGUCAAUGUAAUGAGAAAGAAACUGCAUACUUGUGUUGUGUGUGAUGUCGGUCCAAACGACAUUUGGAAUUUUCAUGACUUCAGAAGUUUUCUUCAACAUUCAAGUAGGAAUUAUGCAAUGGCUGUUCGAUGCCAUGAUGGUGGAAACAUCACUCUACCGUUUCCAAUGCGUGCAGCCGGUCUGGAAUAUAUCUCUAUCACAAACUGUUUAAUAGUAGACUAUAUGUCAGAAUAUUUCGACACCACCAUCGAUACUAUUCCCGAUACGUUGAUACAGAGUAGUAUUACAGACUCAGUCAUGUAUGUUGACAUUUUAAAUCUUGCGGCUGUUGCCAACGAAAUGAGCAACAUGACAAAAUCAGCAAAGUGUGGACCCGAGAAGAAUAUCAUGGUCUCAAUUGCAAGAAAUAUUUCGUAUGCAUUUGCGGAAUUACCAGAAAGAAUUGAAAACGAAAUUUUGACAAAUUUUACCUCGUAUACGGCUACAAAUUUCAUCCGGGGUCUUCUUACAUCCUCCCAUAUCUGUGUUUAUUCAAACCUCUUCGAAAUGGAUAUCAGUGUGUCUAACACCCGAGGCGCAAAGUUUGACAGCAUUCUUGUCCACAAUGCAGGUUACCCUAAACUACAGACUCUAAAAGUUUCCGAUUCAUUUCUUAGUAAAAUACCAGAAAGGUUCAAUGACUGGAGAUUAUAUCUACCUAGACUAAUGACUCUUGAUCUGUCACACAAUAACAUCGCAGACUUCAGUGGUGUGUUGGAUUAUGGAGACAGAUUUCGAGAAUCCAAAAUUGGUACUCUAGAUCUUCGAUACAAUCGUAUAUCUACUAUAGCAUUGGACGAACUAGAAUAUUUACGAUAUCAUAGUUUUGUAAAGAUUGACAUCAGAAACAAUCCCUUUAUUUGUGACUGUGAUAUGCGAGACUUCAUUGAUUAUUUUAGUCGGCCUAAUGAUCUGAUGAAAGGAGGAAAUGCUAGCCAAUACGACUAUUUGCGACGCCUAAAAUGCCAAGAACCACCCUCCUUGAAAGGUCGAACAAUUGUAGAUUUAAACUUUAAUGAAAUUGGAUGCCCAGGUGACGUGUUGAACUUUCAUGAUUUAAGACGCUUCCUACAGGAGCAGUCUAGCAUAAAGAGCUACGCCAUCACAGUUCGAUGCUAUAAUGGAGGAAAUGUCACACUGCAAUGGCCUCUUCGUGCAGCAGGUCUGAAUUAUAUUUCCGUCAGCAACUGUUUGCUGGUGAAUUACACGGCAGAUUAUUUUGAUAAAUCUAUCAACCAAGUCCCAGAUACAUUAAGAUACUACAGCAUUACCAACUGUGUGAUGUAUAUCGAUGUCAUCGAUUUUAUGAACGUCACCAACAACGUUAACUUGGUUACAAAGGCGGCGAAAUGUGGGCCCGAAGAACACCUCUUUGCUGCCAUCAAUAGAAAUAUUUCAUACCAGUUCAAGACUAUUCCCGAUUCUAUAAUAGAAGAAGUCGACGCCAAUAUGUCCAGCCAUACACCCCGAAAUUACCACAGAGGAGUAUCCGUAUCACCUAUCACAUGUAACUACACGCAACUAUUGUUAAUUGAUCAAAGUAAGGCAACAAGUCUAGGAUCAAAGCACGACAGCGUGUUGCUUCAGAAUUCUAACUAUCCUGUGCUCCGCACGCUAAAUCUUUCCGCAUCUUCGUUGACGGAGCUACCAGAACGCCUGGACGAUUGGAGGUUGUAUUUUCCCCGACUUAAGCAUUUAGAUUUGACGUAUAACUUUAUAAAAGAAUUUCAAACCGUUAUGGACUAUGGGAUGGAGAGCGAAGAUCCAAGUGUUGGACUACUUGACUUAAGAAUGGCAAGAGUAACGUUGAUCAGUAUGGUUUUGUCAUCUCUCUUGAUCAUGAUGUCAGCUUCAUUGAAUACUAUAAACUCUACAGAGACAUUCCAAGGUAGUGCCAAAUUCCCGUUGGAUAUUGAAAGCAGUGCAAACUUCACCGAAGAAGAAAUAACGUUCUUGGGUACUCAGCUUGGUGGGGAUGUGUUGGAGAAUCGUUUACCGCAAACGUGGUCAAACAUAUGCACUAUUCAGCACGGAUUAGAAUGUCUACAUCCAUCAACCAAACAAAGCGUGGUUGAUAUUCUAAAAAUAGUACAACCGACAUGCGUACUAUGUUCUGUUGUUCAUGGAGACGUCUUGAAAUUCGAAGAUUUAAGAAAAUUUCUACAAGAUCCGACGGUGAGGGAACAUUACGCUGUCACUAUUGGGUGUCAAGAAGGGGGGAAUAUCACAUUACCUUACCCAAUGCGAGCUGACGGACUUAAGUACAUCCAUGUACACAACUGUUUGAUACGCAACACAAUGGCGGAUUAUUUUAAUGCUGAGAUCAACUUGAUUCCAGAUACGUUGGUGUAUUACGCAAUUACAGAUUCCGUGUUUUAUGUCGACUCCGGUUAUUUCGCACACAUUAUAAAGAACAUGCAAUAUAUCACAAAAUCAGCGAAAUGCGGCCCGGAAAAGGAACUAAUGAUUGCGGUUAACAGGAACAUUUCGUACGCUUUUAACAAGAUUGUUCUUCCAGCACUUGAACCGAUAAAGCGUGAGGAGAGUCCGAACGCAGCACGUGCUUUCCAUCGCGGAAUGUCUCGUGCAGCAUUCACGUGUAACUAUACCAAACUUAUCGAACUGGACCGAAGCGUAGACAAAAAUCUUGGUUCGAAACACGAUAGUGUUCUUUUACAAAACUCAGAAUUCCCAGCACUCCUUGUGUUCAAUUUAUCAUAUGUGUUGUUAAAAGAGUUACCGGGGAAACUCGAUGACUGGAGAUUGUAUUUCCCACGUAUGAAAUACCUCGAUUUGACACAUAAUAAAAUUAGCGAUUUCAAAAGUGUGCUUGAUUACGGGAUAAAGACGGAGGAUCCAAGUAUGGGAACACUUGAUCUACGCUACAACAACAUAACCACCAUUACUUUAAAACAACUUCGAUCACUACAACAUCAUAAAUAUGUAAAAGUUGACAUUCGAGACAAUCCAUUUGUUUGUGACUGUGGAAUGCGGGAUUUUGUCGAGUUCUUUCGUCAUAAAAACAAUUUAACCAUCGAUGGUGCGGUGGGACAAUACACCUACCUGCAGGAUCUGGAAUGCCAGAAACCAGAAGUGGUAAAAGGUCGUAAAAUUGUCGGUUUAACUAUCCACGAGUUGGGCUGCGAUUUGGAAACAACGACUCUACUAGCAGCGCCAAUUAUCAUACUUUGUGUCAUCGUCGUUUUUCUCAUCGUCUUCAUCAUCAUUAUUAUAAAAUACAGGAAGGAAAUUGUCAUUCUUGCAUUUACCAGGUUACAUAUUUUGCUCCCUUGCCAACGAGUGGAAGACAACGCAGGGAAGAAAUUCGAUGCGUUCGUUUCGUAUAGUCAGCAUGAUUCGGAUUGGGUAUUAAAAACUUUGGUACCGGGAUUAGAGCGUCCCCAUGGCCUAGAUCCGUUCAAACUGUGUCUUCAUCAACGAGAUUUUGCAGUAGGAACGGCCAUUGCAGAAAACAUUGUAAACAGUGUUGAAACUAGUCGUCACACCAUUCUGGUGAUUUCCCGGAAGUUCCUGGAAAGUGAAUGGUGUUUGAUGGAAUUUAGAACAGCUUUUCACCAAAGCUUGCUAGAAAAGAAGAAACACCUAAUACUUGUUACAGUCGAGCAAUUAGCGCCGGAGGAACUCGACGCUGACCUAAAACGGUGUAUGCAGACGUUGACUUAUGUCAAUAUCAAUGACAGGUUGUUUUGGGAUAAAAUUAUAUUUUCUCUGUCCGAUAAAAGGAAAAGGAAUCAAAAUGUUAUUUUUUUCAAGAACAUUAAACGGUUUGCCUUUCGAGACCGUAAACAACAACAGAUAAAUCAACCGCAGCCGGAAAUUGACAAUAAUAAUGAUGCGAAAUGAUAUGCAUGUACAAUCUUGUCAGUGUAUGGUAUUGAUUUUGUAAUUAAAUUAAUGUAAA
Molecule: messenger RNA, 4129 nt
Organism: Mizuhopecten yessoensis (Yesso scallop)
Lineage: Eukaryota; Metazoa; Mollusca; Bivalvia; Pectinida; Pectinidae
Exons: 3
Coding region: 7-4071 (1354 amino acids)
Biological process (GO): immune response; toll-like receptor signaling pathway
Cellular component (GO): membrane
Molecular function (GO): protein binding; transmembrane signaling receptor activity
Source: RefSeq, a predicted model, not a curated record